Eutrema salsugineum is the source of this 1280-nucleotide messenger RNA. RefSeq names its product transcription factor BEE 2. Gene Ontology annotation, molecular function: protein dimerization activity; DNA-binding transcription factor activity. Gene Ontology annotation, cellular component: nucleus. The coding region runs from base 104 to 1018 and encodes 304 amino acids. Gene Ontology annotation, biological process: regulation of DNA-templated transcription. The record is from RefSeq and is a predicted model, not a curated record. The transcript is spliced from 5 exons. Lineage: Eukaryota; Viridiplantae; Streptophyta; Magnoliopsida; Brassicales; Brassicaceae.
ACAUUUCUCCCACACACAUAUAACUUAACUCUUUCUCUUUCUCUCUUUAGCUUUAACCCCCAAAAGAAAAGAUAAGAGCUUUAAGUUUUUCUACCUUCUCUCCAUGGACUUGUAUAUACCUGAAAAGCUUAAAUGGUUGCAACAGCAACAAAUGGUGUCACCUGAAUUUCUUCAGAUACUUGGCUCAGGUGGGAGAGAAGAGCUUAAAAGGGUUGAGAGUUAUUUGGGAAAUACCAAUGAUGAGUUGCAGAGUUUCAGACAUUUUCCCGAAUUUGGACCGGAUUAUAAUGUUAUUGAUGGCUGCAUUUCAAGAACAAGUAGCUUCCAAAUGGAACCAGUAAAGAACGAUGAAGUUAACAGAGCCAUUUCCUUCCAGAACAAGAGAAAACCAGAGGGUAAGACAGAAAAGAGAGAGAAGAAGAAGAUCAAAACAGAGGCUGAAACAGAAACGAGCAUGAAAGGAAAAUCAAACAUGAGCAACACAGAGACAUCCUCAGAGAUUCAGAAACCAGAUUACAUCCAUGUGAGAGCUAGACGAGGUGAAGCCACCGACAGACAUAGCUUAGCAGAAAGGGCAAGGAGAGAAAAGAUAAGCAAGAAGAUGAAAUGUCUUCAAGAUAUUGUUCCUGGAUGCACCAAAGUUACUGGAAAAGCCGGUAUGCUUGAUGAGAUCAUCAACUAUGUCCAAUCUCUGCAACAACAAGUUGAGUUCUUGUCGAUGAAACUCUCUGUCUUAAACCCAGAGCUUGAGUUCCAUAUCAAUGAACUAUCCACAAAACAGUUUCAGGCUUAUUUCGCAGAUCUUCCAGAAGCUGUCUCGAAGCAGUCAGUGAUGGCGGAUUUACAGUCUUUUCCAUUACACCAGCAAGGAUCUCUAGAUUACUCAGUCAUAAACUCAAGCCAAACCACAUCUCUCGGCAUUAAAGAUCAGACAUCUGCAAGCUGGGAAACUCACUCACAAUCUCUUUACAACAGCUUGAGAACUGAUUCCGUAUCCAAUUUCUUCAGCCUGAAGUAAAAUUAUUAGGGAUAAGGGUCAUUGAGUAAACCACAAUUUUUUUUUGUCUUAUCCUUUUCUCUACGUUAUCUGAAAUUUGAACAAGAAAGACGGAGGAAACUAAUCCAAAUAUCUUUCUUUCAAUCUAUUAUAUCUUCAUACAAAUACUAGGGGAUAUGCAUUUGUAGAAGAAAGAGAAAAAGCUCUUGUGGUCAUAACCAUUCUUGUUGUACAUUGUAGUAUAUAUAAUAUGAUCUCUCUCCAAAUAUAAGUAUUUCUCUCU